GUUGUAUGGUAAGAACGUUUUUUUUGCAGUUUUUGGUUGAUAUUUUACCCCUUGGAUCCGAAUCCUAAGCACUGGUUGCAAGUUUUGUUUAUCGUUUUUCUAGUUCGAUAAUCAUUCUUUCUAAUCAACUUUGUAUUUCCUGCUGAUAAUGUUAGGUUAAUGUACUUUUCGAUAUCCCCAAAUUUUCCAGUAUUAACACAAUGGUUUAAUUUCAAUAUAUUCAAUUCUUUGUUAGCAAGCAUUAUCUUUUACGUUUGUAAUUAUGUAAUAUUCUAUAAUCUAUUUUUGUAAAAUAAUUAAUUCUGUUCUAUGUCAGUCAAGUUGUAUAUAACAUAAAGCAACAUAAAGCCCUACUUCCGUUUUAUUUCUAAAUUUUGAAAGUUAUUAUUUUGAAUGAUUAAAAUUAUUUAAUUAUAACUUAAAGGCUGUGAUGAAUAGUGAAUAUAAAUGUAUGUAUAAUUAUAAUAACAGAAGUUCGAAUACUAUUUUGUUUUAAUUUUUUGUGUUAACAUUAUUUUUUUCUUCAAAAUGUAGAGAGUUGUUAGCUUGCCACAUUUUUCUCACGACGUGAAGGUAAGGUAUACGUUUCAAACUACGAAAAUGUUUCAUCUGCUCUAAAUAGUGAGGGAUCCUCCGGCCGCCAUGAGCCUCACAGAUGUGCUAUGCAGCACCGAGCAUCCGCUAUGCAGAUAACCAUGGAUAAAGAAGAGAAGAUAUCUAGUAGGUGUGAACCUGAAGUAAGCAGAGAUAAUGGAAAGAUGAUUACUUCGUUUCUCCCUCUGAUAAGUGUACUGACCCUACCAAGGGUUCCUGCACUGGACAAUAUGUGUACUGAAAUAAUCAGGCAUAUUCUUCAGUUCCUGGAUUACAGGAGUAAGAAGAUGCUGAGGGGAGUGUCCUCUACUCUCAAGAACAGAGUGGAAGGAUGUGGGGAUAAAAUGGUUCAUUAUUGGAGGUUUUCUGCCAAGUUUACAACGGAUCAGCUAAUCAAGUUUGCUGAUGAAGUUAAAACAGUUAUAGGUUUUGAAGUACGUGAUGGUACAGAUGAUGGUGUUAAGUAUCUUGUGAAGAAACAUCCUGAAAUUCUCAUGUUUAAACUUCGAAGAGGAGAAUUUGGAACUAUGUUUCAACUUGGAAGUGAAUUCACGUCAAAUGGAUUGCUGCAGAUACUGCAAUUUUGUGGAAGUACACUUAGAUCCCUGGAUAUAUCAGUAAAAAAUAUAACUGGAGAGAAUCUGUCUGAAUACAAGGGAACUCUGCCUUGUUUAGAAAACCUGAACAUGAGUUACUGUUAUCAACUCACAGAUAAAGGACUGCUGCAGAUACUACAGUUUUGUGGAAGUACACUCAGAUCCCUUAAUUUAAUAGAAACAGAAAUAACUGGAGAGAAUCUGUCUAAAUACAAUGGAAUCCUGCCUUGUUUAGAGAUCCUGAACAUGAGUUACUGUACACAACUCACAAACAAAGGACUACUGCAGAUACUACAGCUUUGUGGAAGUACACUUAGAUCCCUGAAUUUAAUAGAAACAGAAAUAACUGGAGAGAAUCUGUCUGAAUACAAAGGAGCCCUGCCUUGUUUAGAGAUCCUGAACAUGAGAUAUUGUAAACAGCUCACAGAUAAAGGACUUCUGCAGAUACUUCAGCUUUGUGGAAGUACACUUAGAUCCCUUAAUUUAUUUGAAACAGAAAUAACUGGAGAAAAUCUGUCUGAAUACAAGGGAACCCUGCCUUGUUUAGAGAACCUAAACAUGUUUUGUUGUAGACACCUCACAGAUAAAGGACUGCUGCAGAUACUUCAGCUUUGUGGAAGUAAACUCAUAUUCCUGGAUAUUUCAGAAACAAAUAUAACUGGAGAAUAUCUGUCUGAAUACAAGGGAACCCUGCCUUGUUUAGAGAACCUAAACAUGAAUUACUGUAGACACCUCACAGAUAAAGGACUACUGCAGAUACUUCAGCUUUGUGGAAGUACACUUAGAUCCCUGGAUAUAGGGUGUACAAAUAUAACUGGAGAAUAUCUGUCUGAAUACAAGGGAACCCUGCCUUGUUUAGAGAUCCUGAACAUGAGAUACUGUAAACACCUCACAGAUAGGGGACUGCUUCAGAUACUUCAGCUUUGUGGAAGUACACUCAGAUCCCUUAAUUUAUUAAAAACAGAAAUAACUGGAGAAUCUCUGUCUGAAUAUAAGAGAACCCUGCCUUGUUUAGAGAACCUAAACAUGAAAUUCUGUAAACAACUUACAGAUAAAGGAUUACUGCAGAUUCUUCAGCUUUGUGGAAGUACACUUAGAUCCCUGGAUAUAGUGUACACAAAUAUAACUUCAAUUAAUCUGUCUGAAUACAGUUACCUCAGAGUUGCAAGUUAAUUUAUAUAAAAUAAUUUCCAUUUUUACUUUCUUAACAAUAAUGUAAAGUGUUCUUAUGAUAAUUCUUUUCGAAAAAACAAUCGAUCUUAAGGCUGGGUAUAGAGAUGUUUUUAGAUUGAUGCUAAAUCUUGUGAAUUUCUGUUUUGAAUAAAAAUUGUGGCAAUUUGCGUUUUAAAGUUUACGAACCUUUUCUCACUUAGCUGUUUUUUAGUUAAAAUAAAUCUAAUAUGUCAUGAUUUUUGAAAUAAACUGUACAAUAGUGCUGA
Molecule: messenger RNA, 2629 nt
Organism: Eurytemora carolleeae
Lineage: Eukaryota; Metazoa; Arthropoda; Copepoda; Calanoida; Temoridae
Product: F-box/LRR-repeat protein 14
Exons: 6
Coding region: 663-2363 (566 amino acids)
Biological process (GO): SCF-dependent proteasomal ubiquitin-dependent protein catabolic process
Cellular component (GO): SCF ubiquitin ligase complex
Molecular function (GO): protein binding
Source: RefSeq, a predicted model, not a curated record